AUGACUUGGACAUUUAACGGGACUGUUGACACGACUGUUACUGGGCUGUUACUGGGCUGUUACUGGGCUGUUACUGGGCGAUUUGUCCUCCUGACCCCUGCCGAGCCCCCCGUCGUCAUCGGAUAUCUGCAGCUAGCAAGCUACGACAAUACGGAACAAGAAUAUCCAACACCAGAUCAUCCAGAAUCCUUGCCACCUGCAUCAUCUCCACCGGCAUCAUUCUCAAAGGAGAAGCGUGUCGCAGUCUACGAGUAUGAUGGACCACGGUACAACUCACAUUGCCGCCACAUUGUCGUCGGGCUAGGUCGUACAAAUCAAGCCCUCCGCGUAUCACUCCUGGACGGUGCUGCACUCUUGAAGCUGGCUAGCCCUCCUCCUGUCACUCCCUACUCCUCCCUUCUCACACAUCCAUUCUUUUUAUCUACUCAUAUCUGGCAUUCAUACAUUCAUUCAUUCAUUCAACAACUAGAAGCAUUCCCUUCCUUGUCGAGGGAUCUCCAUUCUUUCCUUUAUGGUAGAUCCUCCCACAGCAGCAAACCCUACACGGUUUCGAAACCGGACUGGAUCUGGCAGACACCACUGCGUUCUACUCACUACCAAACAACAUCUGCUUCAAGCCUUAACUGGCCGUCAGAAGCAUCCUUAUCCAUAAUGCAUAACAUGGUCAACAAAAGCAACUCCAUGCUUCUCCCUCCUCUCCCGCUCGACUCUUUCACCAAAGCAGUACCAGAUCUCAUCCACUACUUCGAAGGUCUUGAUACUACAAUCGAAGAAUUAGCAUCAUCAUCAACAAUGGCAUCUACCACAAUGAGCAAAGUUCCGGCGCCAUUCCCCUCCCCAUUCACGGCGCUCCGGCUCUCACUCACAACCAGUUUGAACCAUCCCAAAAGAGUGCACAUCAAUCAAUCCUCAGCCGACUCUACAGACUGCUCGACCACCACAUCCGCCUCGGGCUCUCCUCAAGCAUCCUUUCGAGGCGCCGCCUUUACCCGCUCCAGAACCCGGAACACCACACGAACACGAUCCCGCUCCCCACGCUCCAUGCGCUCAUACACCAACAGUCCCGUGCUGUUGAGCCGACGACCCUCCGCUACCGACCUUGCCCUCCUUGAAGAGGAGUCACUAUCCCACCACGUCAAAAGUGUGGGUCUGGGACUUGGGUUGAUGGAACCUCGACCCGUCAUCCCCGUCGCCGUUGCCAUGUCAGGCAGUAGCAGUAUGUUCGAUGGAGUGACAGAUGAGGAGGAGAUGGAGCAGAGACAACCUUUUGUUAUGGGUGGCAUAUUUGAAGUCAUGGAAGGGUCGUCAUGA
Messenger RNA from Endocarpon pusillum Z07020, 1311 nucleotides. RefSeq lists its product as uncharacterized. NCBI's taxonomy places the organism in Eukaryota, Fungi, Ascomycota, Eurotiomycetes, Verrucariales, Verrucariaceae. The record is from RefSeq and is a predicted model, not a curated record. Bases 1 to 1311 code for a protein of 436 amino acids. The transcript has 3 exons.